CCAGGUCUCUAGACAAACUUUAUAACUUUGCUGAUUGCUCUGGACUCCACCUGAUAUUUGCUCUAAAUGCACUACGUCGUAAUCCCAAUAACUCCUGGAACAGCUCUAGCGCCCUGAGUCUGUUGAAGUACAGCGCCAGCAAAAAGUACAACAUUUCUUGGGAACUGGGUAAUGAGCCAAACAACUAUCGGACAAUGCAUGGCCCAGUAAAUGGCAGCCAGUUGGGAAAGGAUUACAUCCAGCUGAAAAGCAUGUUGCAACCCAUCCGGAUUUAUUCCAGAGCCAGCUUGUAUGGCCCUAAUAUUGGGCGGCCCAGGAAGAACGUCAUUGCUCUUCUAGAUGGAUUCAUGAAGGUGGCAGGGAGCACGGUGGAUGCAGUUACCUGGCAACAUUGCUACAUUGAUGGCCGGGUGGUCAAGGUGAUGGACUUCCUGAAAACUCGCCUGUUAGACACGUCUGACCAGAUUAGGAAAAUUCAGAAAGUGGUUAAUGCAUACACUCCUGGAAAGAAGAUUUGGCUGGAAGGUGUUGUGACCACCUCCGCAGGAGGCACAAACAAUCUAUCAGAUUCCUAUGCUGCAGGAUUCUUAUGGCUGAACACUUUAGGAAUGCUGGCCAAUCGGGGCAUUGAUGUUGUUAUACGGCAUUCAUUUUUUGACCAUGGAUACAAUCACCUGGUGGACCAGAACUUUAACCCGUUACCAGACUACUGGCUCUCUCUCCUUUACAAGCGCCUGAUUGGCCCCAAAGUCUUGGCAGUGCACGUGGCUGGGCUCCAGAGGAAGCCACGGCCAGGAAGAGUCAUCCGGGACAAGCUAAGGAUUUAUGCUCACUGCACAAACCACCACAACCACAACUACGUUCGUGGCUCCAUUACAUUUUUUAUCAUCAACCUGCAUCGAUCAAGAAAGAAAAUCAAACUGGCUGGGACUCUCAGGGACAAGCUUGUGCACCAGUAUCUGCUGCAGCCCUAUGGACAGGAGGGCCUAAAGUCCAAGUCAGUGCAGCUGAAUGGCCAGCCCUUAGUGAUGGUGGACGACGGGACCCUCCCAGAAUUGAAGCCUCGCCCCCUGCGGGCCGGCCGGACAUUGGUCAUCCCUCCAGUCACCAUGGGCUUUUAUGUGGUUAAGAAUGUCAACGCUUUGGCCUGCCGCUACCGAUAA
Castor canadensis (American beaver) is the source of this 1163-nucleotide messenger RNA. Lineage: Eukaryota; Metazoa; Chordata; Mammalia; Rodentia; Castoridae. The record is from RefSeq and is a predicted model, not a curated record.